UAUCUUUUUCUAUAUAAUAUAAGCCAACUUUUGCAUGUGGCUUGUGUUCAUCAACACACAUAAAUACAAUAAACCCAUCAAUAAUAUUCACAUAUUUGGUAUAUAAAAAAUGGGAGAAUUCAGAGUGAGUGUGAUCAAAGAGGAAGUGGUGGCAGCCAUGCUUCCCAUGCAAGACCAUUGGUUGCCAUUCUCAAACCUUGACCUCCUUCUUCCACCGAUUGAUGCUAGCGUCUUCUUUUGCUACAAUAACACCGCAAUGCUGAGCUUUGGAUCAAUGGUGGAGUCACUUAAGAAUUCACUAGCUAAGGCUUUGGUUCCCUAUUAUGCUUUUGGUGGUGAGGUGGUGCAAAACUCCAUGGGUGAACCUGAGCUUCUUUGCAAUAACCGUGGGGUUGAUUUUGUUGUGGCUGAGGCUGAUGUUGAACUUCAGAGUCUUAACUUGUAUAACCCUGAUGAAUCUGUUGAAGGAAAGCUUGUUCCAAAGAAGAAGCGUGGCGUGCUUGCUGUUCAGGUAACUUGGCUAAAGUGUGGUGGAUUAGUAGUAGGAUGCACUUCUGACCAUCGAAUCGCAGAUGCUUACAGUACAAACAUAUUUCUUGUAUCGUGGGCCCAGUUGGCCCAAUCGACAGGGCUCACUACCUUAACUCAUCAACCUUGUUUUCGCCGCUCCCUCCUCAGUCCAAGACGCCCCCCAACUAUCCACCCUUCAGCUUCAAUUGACCGCAUGUAUGUUCUCCUCACCGACCACCUUCCUCCACCAGCUGAGCCCAAUCCCAGUUCCGAUCCCGGCCCAAUCAUCAGCCGCAUAUAUUUCAUCACUGUUGAAGAACUUAACCGCAUUCAGGCACUUGCAACCUCAAACGGUGCCAAGCCCACAAAGCUUGUAUCCUUCUCUGCAUUCUUGUGGAAAUUGGUUGCUACGGCUUCUGUUUCAUCCAAAGCUAUUAUUGAUGGUUAUAAUAACAAAAAGGCGAUCGUUGCUAAGAUGGGUGUUGUGGUUGAUGGAAGAAGAAGGCUGAGCAAUGGCGACAAGAAGAAGGAAGCACUAAUGAAUUGUUACUUUGGCAACGUGGUUUCCAUUCCAUUUGAUGGGGAACCAGUGGAGAAGUUAGUGGAAAAGACACUGAGCCAGGUGGCCGAGCAGGUUCACGAGUUCCUAGAGGUGGCAACAACGGAAGAACACUUCUUAGGGCUCAAUGACUGGGUUGAAAUACACCGCCCCGUACCGGCGGUGACCAGGAUCUUUCAUGAAACGUAUGAUGGGCCGUGUUUUGUGGUGUCUUCGGGAAGAAGGUUUCUUGAGUCAAAGGUUGAUUUUGGCUGGGGAAAGCCAAUAUUUGAAUCAUGCCAUUUUCCAUGGGGUGGUCGUUGUGGUUAUGUGAUGCCAUUGCCUAGCCCUAAAGGGAAUGGCGAUUGGGUGCUCUAUAUGCACCUUCACAAGAACCACUUGGAAUUCAUGGAGUCUCAUUAUUCUCAUAUAUUUAGGCCUUUAUCUUGGGAUUACCUUUCCAACCAAAUAUGACAUUAUUUGGUUAAUAACUACAUACUAAAAAUUAAUCA
This is a messenger RNA of Arachis ipaensis, 1560 nucleotides long. Its product is annotated as coniferyl alcohol acyltransferase-like. The record is from RefSeq and is a predicted model, not a curated record. Lineage: Eukaryota; Viridiplantae; Streptophyta; Magnoliopsida; Fabales; Fabaceae. Gene Ontology annotation, molecular function: acyltransferase activity, transferring groups other than amino-acyl groups.